Molecule: messenger RNA, 3696 nt
Organism: Sporothrix schenckii 1099-18
Lineage: Eukaryota; Fungi; Ascomycota; Sordariomycetes; Ophiostomatales; Ophiostomataceae
Product: c6 zinc finger domain containing protein
Exons: 2
Coding region: 1-3696 (1231 amino acids)
Biological process (GO): regulation of DNA-templated transcription
Cellular component (GO): nucleus
Molecular function (GO): DNA-binding transcription factor activity, RNA polymerase II-specific; zinc ion binding; transcription cis-regulatory region binding
Source: RefSeq, a predicted model, not a curated record
AUGGUGGGUGGCGCCGCCUCCGCCCUGGGCAGUCUCCGGCCACAGGCGCCGGGUGCAUCAACAACCUCGCCAACAACAGGCAACAACAACAGCCAAGCCAGCCCCUCCUCAACCUCCACCUCAAUCCUCCCUCCUUUGUCUUCGAUGGAUUCAUCGGCAGCGGCAGCGGCGCCAAGCACGGCGUCACGACUGCAGCAACCCUCGUAUCCGAAUCCGGCCGAGGGCUACUCUCCCGCGACAACCGAUUCACCAAGCCUGUCGCCCUCCGAUGAGGACGGAGAGGAUGGUGAUGGCGAAGGCGACGGCGACGAAGAUGCCGAUGCGCAGGCAGAAGGGGACCGCAAUGCCAACGGCAGCGGUGGUACACAGGCUGCCAGAGGGACCUCGCACUUGCCCGCCGUCUCCCGCCCUGGUAAUGCACAGCAGAGCCAAAGCCAUGCUGCUGGUACUAGUGCCGGCGGUGCUGGCGGCGGCAAUGCAGCCGAUGCCAAGAAACCCCGUGCCUGUGAAGCUUGCCGCGGCCUCAAGGUCCGCUGCGAUAUGGACCCGAACGCUCCGCCCGAGACACCGUGUCGCCGGUGCGCGAAGGCGGGUCGCCAAUGCAUUGUAACGCAACCGACACGUCGACGACAAAAGAAGACAGACAGCCGUGUUGCAGAGCUGGAGAAGAAGAUUGACGCGUUGACCGCCAGUCUGCAGAUGACAAGGCAGACAGGUCCUGGACCGGCCGGGACCGGCACCUCUGGAUCUGGCCGUGACGAUGGCGGCAACAGCGGCAACGGCCGGAUGUCGAUCAGCACCAGCGGUGGCAACGGCAUCCUGCGCGAAUGGCCACCGCACCUGGACCCUCCACAACUACCGCCAGUCGGCCCACGAAGCACGUCGACGACAUCGAUCGGAGGUGUCAGCGGCCGCGACCUGCCACCUAUACAUGGGCUGUCAGGGCCAGCACCACCCCACAGCCCCUAUUCGACGAGCACAGUGGGACGGAGUCCGUUCUCCAACGGACCACCUCCCAUGGUGAUGGCCGGGCAGAAGCGCAAGUUCUCCGAGAUCCGCGAGGCGACUGGUGUUGUUGGUGCCGGCGGCAAUGGCCCGGGUUCGCGGGGCGGCUCGGGCUCUCGAGCAGGAUCAACCGCCAGCGAUGAGUCGCCGUCGAUGCGCGAGAAUCCCUACCAGAGCUACCACACCCACCACAGCCUCGGCCACAACCCGCCGCACGGCCACGCAUCCCAGCAUGCGCCGCCAUCCCAACGGCAUAACGUGCAGGAACCUCGACACCCGCCGCCACAGCCACAGACCUCGCCAGCAUAUGGCAUGGCACGCAGCCCGGCUGGUGGCGUGGGCGGCACAUCCCGGUUUGGCACCGAGUACGCGGACAUCAUCGACCGCGGCCUGCUGACGAUGGAAAAGGCGGUGGAGCUGUUCCAGCGGUAUACCGAUCAGAUGGCACGUCAUAUGCCAGCCGUUGUAUUUCCGCCCGGCACGACCGCCGCCGACAUUCGCAAAACAAAGCCCGUCCUGUUCCUAUCCAUCAUGGCCGCGUCGACAACCGAGAUGUCGGACAUCCAGCGCGCCAUUGUCAAGGAGCUGAUGCAGAUCUUUGCCGAGAAGGUUUUCGUCGUGGGCGAGAAGAGCCUGGAACUCGUACAGGCGCUGCAGGUGGCCGUCAUCUGGUACUGGCCCCCUGAACACUUUGAAGAGCUCAAGUUCUACCAGCUGGUCCACACUGCCGCCGUCAUGGCCAUCGAAAUUGGCCUCGGCAAGCGGCGACCGGGAAACGGGCCAGGCAGUGCUGGUGGCGGGCGUGGCGCGGGGGGCGGCGUCGUGGGUGGCGGCCCUGGCUCGGGGUUCGCCAGCGCGAGCAUACUUCGCAACGGCUUUCGUUCCGCGCCAGGUCCACGUAUUGGCCCUCCUUUUGGUGGCUGGCGCGACCACCCGUUCAAAAAGUACCCGCUGCCCGACCCGUGCAGCAUCGAAGGCCGGCGGACGUGGCUGGCGUGCUACUUUAUGACAUCCAACACGGCCAUGGCUCUGCACCGACCAAACCUGGUCCGCUGGACCUCGUUUAUGACCGAGUGCGUCGAAGUGCUCGAGUCGUCGCCCGACGCCGCCCCGUCGGACAAGUACCUGUGCCACCUCGUCUGGACACACCGCAUGGCCGAAGAGGUAGGACAGCAGUUUUCCAUGGACGACCCGGCCACCGUGAUCAAUAUUGCGGAUCCACGAACACAGUACGCCUUGCGUGGCUUUGAGCGCGAGCUGGAGCGGUACAAAUCGACCAUCCCGCGCAACCUGCUACAACCCUCCCUGCGACUGAGUUUUGAGGUGCUGAGCCUCUACAUGCAUGAAAUUGCACUUCAGACCGAGAACGGCAACGACGACUUCAAGACGCCGUACACGGCCGAGUCGACGAAAGAGGCGCUCAUUGGCGAUGCAACGCUGACGCCUGCGCACAUCCGUGCGCUGACGGCAUGUCUCCUUGCUAUUGACGGCAUCUUUGACGCUUUUCUUGGCAUGGACAUCCAGUCCCUGCGGUGCAUCCCCAUCUUCAAUUUUGUGCGCGUGGCCUACGCCACCGUCGUCAUGAUCAAGCUCUAUCUCUUUGCAUCCUCCCCCAACUCGGAGCUCGGCAAGGUGAUCAACAAGGAGCACAUGAAGGUCGAGCAGCACCUCAAUGCUUUGCUUGACAAGUUCCGCGCGACAGCCGCCGGCAACCGGUCGCGGCCAGCGGGCAAGUUUAUGAUUGUUCUGGCUAUGAUCCGGUCGUGGUUCCUCAAGCAGCAGGCCCACAAUCCCUUUGAGGCUCGUGAAGGCGGCGCCGGCCAGCAGGAGAACGGCGAGUCCUCGAGCAGCCAAGGCGCAGCGGACCAGGAGCAGUCUCAACCGCCACCGCAGCCGCAGCAAGACCAUGUUGCUUCACCCGCUGCGGCCGGGACGCCAGGCGGUUCUGCGUCGCAAUCCUAUAUGCCCUCGUCGGCGUUCUUGUCGACCAUUAAUAAUAACACGAACAGCAGCACGGGUACCUCCAAUGGAAACCACCUUCGAGCAGCCUCCACAUCAUCGGCAACAGCCACGCCUUCCCCGUCAGUGACGUCGGGCACCACCCCCAAUGCGAACAACAUCGGUAUCAACAAUAACAAUAACAGCAGCCAGGUCCAGCAACAACCGCAGCCGCAACCGCAGACCCAGCACCAGAUGCAGGCCCCAUCGGGCAUGUACUCUUCGGCGAACACGCCACUCCAGCUACUUUCCGAGAUUGCCGCCAACGACUACGCCGCCAAUGCAGCGACAACAGCAGCUGCGUCAGGCAUGUCGCAGCAGCAACAGCAAGGUGCUGGCCCCGCUGCCGCCGUCAACACCAUCCCGCCCUGGCCGCCAUUCUAUAGCAGUCUCAGCAAUGGCGCCCACAACGGCAACGCUGCUACCACCGGCGCCGGUACUGGCAACAGCGGCCAGACGUCCGAUCCACAGCAGCAGCAACAACAAGUGUCCUCACUCAUGCCGCCACCGCCGUCCACGGCCGACUACAUGGCCCAGUACCCGGACCUCAAUCUGGGUGACAACUUCGAGUACGCCGUGGACCUGACGCUCGUGGGCCUGUCCGACGGCGCCGACAACAUGAACUUGAGUGAUGGCCUCAACUACAUUCUGGCCGACCCGUGGUUUGGUGGCGGCGAAGCCUUUCAAUUUUAG